AUGAAAAAAGAUAUUGACAUUGAGCGCGAACUCCACCUGGUUCCCUCCAAUGUCGUUGGGCAAACCGAGCCUCUUGGAGGCGACAGCACUCAACGCGGGCUGAAGUCGCGCCACGCACAAAUGAUAGCACUGGGAGGGACAAUCGGAACCGGUUUAUUUGUCGGUGUAGGCCAGGCACUACAGAUGGGAGGGCCUGUUUUUCUGCUGGCAUCAUACUCUCUGAUCUCGAUCCUGGUCUACGGCAUUGUCACCUGUACAACCGAAAUGAGUUCCUACCUGCCUAUUCCUGGAUGCUCCAUGGCUUAUUACGGCGACCGGUUCUUCUCUCCUAGCCUUGGAUUUGCUCUGGGUUGGAUGUAUUGGUAUGUCUUUGCCAUAACCGUCCCAGCCGAGAUAACUGUUGGAAGCCUGGUUAUCGAAUACUGGAAUCCGCCUGUGAAUAUAGCUGUAUGGAUCACGAUCUUAUUUGUUGUUAUCAUCGCCUUGAACUGUUUCCCUGUCGGGGUCUACGGCGAAGCUGAAUUCUGGUUCGCAUCCAUCAAAGUCUUCGGCAUAAUCGGCCUGAUUAUCAUGGCGCUUGUCUUGGUUCUUGGGGGCGGACCAACACACGACCGUCUAGGAUUCCGGUAUUGGAUCGAACCUGGCCCUGUUAACGAAUACCUCGUUUCUGGCGAUACGGGUAGGCUGUCCGCAUUUGUUGGAACAGUUUGUUUCUCCGUUUAUGCCUUCGCUUUCGCUCCUGAACUUCUUGUCGUUACUGGCGGCGAAAUGGAAUCCCCAAGACAGAACUUGCCAAUUGCAGGCAGACGCUACUUUUACCGGCUCAUCACGUUCUAUAUACUCGGAGCUUUGGCUAUUGGUAUGAUUGUUCCGAGCAACAACCCGAAACUGCUUGGCGCAGGGUCGAGUGCUUCAGCUUCGCCCUGGGCCAUAGCAGCCAAAAGUGCCGGCAUCAAGGGGUUGGACUCUGUCAUCAACGCAGUUAUCCUGUUGUCAGCUUGGUCGGCUGGAAAUUCAUACCUAUACCUAGCAAGUCGGACGCUUUAUUCCUUAGCAUUGACCGGCAAUGCGCCGGCAACAUUCGCUCGGUGUACCAAAUCUGGUGUCCCCUACAAUGCCCUGGCAACUAGUGCAUCUCUGUCGCUCCUAUCCUAUCUUAAUCUAUCCUCAACGGGUUCGACGGUUUUCAACUGGUUUGUCAACCUUAUCAACACCGGUGGAUUCCAAAGUUGGAUUUGUGUGGGUAUUGUGUACAUUCGGUUCCGCAAAGCAGCCAAUGUCCAAAAGAUUGUCGACAUACCUUUCCGAUCUUGUUUCCAGCCAUACAUGGCUUAUGUUACUACCUUCAUGUUUUCCCUGCUGCUCUUGCUCAAUGGGUUCAAGAAUUUUGUCGGCGAUCAGUGGGACACAUCGAGCUUUAUGACGUCCUAUAUCGGCAUACCUAUAUUCUUCGCUCUUUACUUUGGUCACAAGUUUACAGUGGGUCGCAAAGAUCCGUGGGUUCUUUCACCACAUGAAGUGGAUUUGUUUUCGGGGUUGCAGGAGAUCCUUGAGAAAGAGGCAUCUCCCAAGCCAAGGAAAUCUUGGAAGCAAACUUUUACAAGUGUUUUCGAGUAA
Messenger RNA from Aplosporella prunicola CBS 121167, 1617 nucleotides. RefSeq lists its product as uncharacterized. Gene Ontology annotation, biological process: amino acid transmembrane transport. The record is from RefSeq and is a predicted model, not a curated record. The coding region runs from base 1 to 1617 and encodes 538 amino acids. Gene Ontology annotation, molecular function: amino acid transmembrane transporter activity. Gene Ontology annotation, cellular component: membrane. The transcript has a single exon. Lineage: Eukaryota; Fungi; Ascomycota; Dothideomycetes; Botryosphaeriales; Aplosporellaceae.